Messenger RNA from Penicillium malachiteum, 345 nucleotides. RefSeq lists its product as uncharacterized. NCBI's taxonomy places the organism in Eukaryota, Fungi, Ascomycota, Eurotiomycetes, Eurotiales, Aspergillaceae. The record is from RefSeq and is a predicted model, not a curated record. The transcript is spliced from 3 exons. The annotation marks the transcript as partial.
GAGAACGCAACCACUGCUGACUUCCACUCCAUUCGCACCAAGACUGAGUCUCCAGCUUACUUUACAUCCGGAUUCUACAAGAUCGAAGCUGGCCCCCAAAGACCCGCUCAUUAUACAUUCGAGGAGACCAAAUAUGUUCUUAAUGGGCAAAUCGAUGUUUUGGACGAAGCUACCGGCAUUACUCACCACCUAGUUCCUGGCGACUUUGCUUUCUUCCAUGUUGGAUCCAAGGUCAAGUUUUCGACCAAGUCUCAAGGGUUUGCCUUCUAUGCAGUUACUCGACCUGUGCGGGCACCUCACCCUAAUCUGCAAGGGCGAGAGGAAGAUACCAAGGCUAGAUUGUAG